Molecule: messenger RNA, 1038 nt
Organism: Penicillium griseofulvum
Lineage: Eukaryota; Fungi; Ascomycota; Eurotiomycetes; Eurotiales; Aspergillaceae
Exons: 2
Coding region: 1-1038 (345 amino acids)
Source: RefSeq, a predicted model, not a curated record
AUGUCACCACACGCUGCUCGCGGGCCGUCGCAUAAUGGCGUCCUCCAUGAAUAUGCUCCCAGACUUGUGGCCUUCGAGUUCACCCCACCAGUAGAGGGGAUUAACAAAACAAACAGCCUUAUCUUCGUAGGCGGGCUGACAGAUGGAUUCUGUACUGUUCCCUAUGUGUCCAAGCUAGCGGAAGCUCUGGAAAACACCGAAUGGUCGGUCUUUUCUGUCCUACUCUCUUCCUCCUAUGCCGGAUGGGGAGUCGGAAGUCUUGAUCGCGAUGUAGAAGAACUUGGCCAAUGUGUGCGUUUCAUUCGCGAUCUGAAGGCGUCACGCCAACCCGGUGCACUGUCAAAAGCCGCAAAGAUUGUGAUCAUGGGCCAUUCGACGGGAAGUCAGGAUGUGCUCCACUACCUUUAUUCGCCGAACCCCGUGCCGCAGAAGGAGUUUGAUCUUGGCCUUCAGCACAUAGUCCGCCCUGAGCUCGAUGGUGCUAUUCUCCAAGCGCCCGCCUCCGAUAGAGAGGGUCUGCAGUCUAUUAUCAAUUCCUCUGAGACUCCAGACGAGCUUAGAAAGGUCUACGAUCAACUUGUGGGCUUUGCCAAUGAGCAAACAUACACACCAGACAAAAAGGACACAAUUCUCCCAAUGAACCUGACUGCGAAGCUUUCUUAUCCGCCCGACACGCCUCUCAGUGCCCGGAGGUUCUUGAGUCUGGUCAGCCCUAAGAGCCCGGACGACCCAUCUGAUGACGAUCUCUUCAGCUCCGAUUUGAGUGAUGAGCGUUUGCAAAAGACCUUUGGGAUGGUGGGUACCCAGGGCAUGAUCAAAUCAAAGCUAUUGUGCUUAUAUUCGGGCGAAGAUGAGUAUUGCCCGCAUUGGGUGGACAAGGAAAAGCUGCUGCAGAGAUGGCAGCAGGCCAUCGAUGCGGGAGGCGCCCAGUGGGAUGCGGAGAACAGCGGAGUUAUUCCUGGAGCUAGCCACAAUGUUCAUGGCGAAGGUCAGCAGGACCUCAUUGAUCGAGUUCUACGAUACCUCCAGACCCUCUGA